Bufo bufo (common toad) is the source of this 2416-nucleotide messenger RNA. RefSeq names its product acyl-CoA synthetase family member 2 (gene ACSF2). Gene Ontology annotation, molecular function: medium-chain fatty acid-CoA ligase activity. The record is from RefSeq and is a predicted model, not a curated record. The transcript has 16 exons. Bases 48 to 1847 code for a protein of 599 amino acids. NCBI's taxonomy places the organism in Eukaryota, Metazoa, Chordata, Amphibia, Anura, Bufonidae. Gene Ontology annotation, biological process: fatty acid metabolic process.
GGGCGUUUUCUCUGUGGAUAAACUGCUGGGCUUGGUAUACGGGUCUGAUGGCGCCCUUAGGGUUGAUGCAGAUUCUGAGUCGGAAGGCUCUGGGACUUGGGGUGAAGAGAGUAUGGUUUCGGGGUAUACACCGGGGAAGCCGUCUCCUCGCCGAUCAUCCUCCUGCACAACCAGUCACCUCCAUUAGUUAUGUCCAUGGAACGAGCGUUCUACCAUUGACCAGCCGGACUGUGCAGCAGUGUCUGUGGGACACAACCCAGCGUAUACCCGAUGAAGAAGCCGUUGUAGUUGUCCAUUCUGGUACACGGAAAACCUUCAGCCAAAUGAGUAAAGAUGUAGAGACCCUCGCUGCAGGGCUCUUAGCUCUCGGCUUGAAGAAAGGAGAACGCGUGGGCAUGUGGGGGCCAAAUUCCUAUGAAUGGGUCCUUAUGCAGUUUGCAACAGCUCAGGCCGGACUUAUUUUGGUCUCUGUGAAUCCUGCGUAUCAAGAAAGUGAGGUGAAAUAUGUGCUGAAGAAGGUUGGCUGUUCUGCCCUUGUGUUUCCAUCAGAGUUUAAAACUCAGAGAUAUUAUGAAAUUGUAAAGAAGAUUUGUCCAGAGAUCGAUAAUUCUCCAGCUGGGGGAAUCAAGAGCAAGACACUUCCCGACCUGAAGAUUGUUAUAGUCUUGGACAAGAAGUUUCCAGGUGCAUUUCAGUUCCAAGAAGUAAUGGAUGCUGGGAGCACUCAGUUUGUUCAGCAGCUGCACAACUUACAGAAGAAAAUAUCCUGCGAUGAUCCUGUCAACAUCCAGUUUACAUCUGGAACAACUGGAUAUCCUAAAGGAGCGACCCUGAGCCACCAUAACAUUGUGAACAAUGCGGCUAUGAUAGGGCACAGGAUUGGCCAUGACUGGUUGAAGGGACAACGGAUAGCGCUUCCUGUGCCUCUCUACCACUGCAUGGGCUCCGUUUUAGGCAGUCUUGUAAUGGCUGUGUAUGGUCCAGCGGUGGUUUUUCCCUCUCCAACCUUUGACGCUCGUGCUUUAUUGCAGGCUAUUUCACGGGAGAGAUGCACAACGAUGUACGGGACUCCGACCAUGUAUAUAGAUCUUUUGGCGCAGCCAGACUAUGCUUCUCUUACUUCUCAUCUCACCCAUGGAGUGAUUGCUGGGUCCAUCGCACCGCCUGAGAUUGUAAAGAAACUUGCCACCGAGACUCCUAUGAGAAAUAUUGUGAUUGGAUAUGGCACGACAGAAAACAGCCCGGUGACUUUUGCAGGCUUUGCCUAUGAUGAAAUUUUUCGAAAAUGUGACACUGUAGGCUCUGUUAUGCCCCAUACUGAGGCAAAAAUAGUAGACACCAACACAGGUUGCAUUGUACCAUUAAAUACCCCCGGUGAGUUGCAGAUUAGAGGUUAUUGCAUCAUGCUGGGCUACUGGGCAGAUGAAGAAAAAACCAGAGAGACAAUUACUUCCGAGAAAUGGUACAAAACUGGAGAUUUAGCCACAAUGGACGAGUAUGGAUACUGUCGGAUUGUUGGGCGCUGCAAAGAUAUGAUUAUCCGAGGGGGUGAAAAUAUAUAUCCAGCUGAAAUAGAACAGUUCUUGCACACUCUUCCCAAAGUCAUGGAAGCACAGGUGAUUGGAGUAAAAGAUGAAAGGAUGGGAGAGGAGAUCUGUGCCGCCAUCAGAGUCCGUCCAAAUGAAGAAUGUUCUGCAGAAGAGAUCAAAGAAUACUGCAAAGGAAAGAUAUCUCAUUUUAAGAUUCCUCGUUACAUUGUCUUUGUAAAUGACUAUCCUCUUACAAUUUCUGGAAAGGUCCAAAAGUUUAAAUUGAAAGAAAUCAUGGAGAAACAGCUGAAAUUAUGAGAAGAAUAGAAAAAGGAGCUGGAAUGAUGAAGAACACGUAGCCGUCGACUUCUCUUCCUAUCACUGUCCUUACCUUACGCUUCCUAUCACCAUAUUCAUACACUUUGCCUUUUCUUUAACAUAUAAGAUACGGAAUAGAUUAGGUGCUCGGUUAGGAAUAAGAUUUGCUGCCAGUUAGUAAUAUAGUCCCUCAGCCCGGGUUCAUUCAUGCACUUCAAGCUCCGUGCAGGACGGCCACUACUACUCUGAUAUACAUGAAGCCUGAGCCACAGCAAAGUCUGUGUAAUAUAAGGGAGCCCACUGCAUCCAAAGGCCUGUACAGUAAGAAUGUCAUUGAAUCAUUUUUUAUUGUUUUAAUCAAAUCAAAUAUUUUUUAUUGGAAUUUUAAUGAUUACCAUUACAAAACCAGGCCCAGCGCACAGACCCCAGAGUUUUCUUCAAUAGGUUUUAACCUUUUUUUAUGUAGGAUCAGUCUUUUUAUUAAAUUAAUUAAGAUGACCAUGCACAUAGGAGAAAAGUUGGCCAAACCUGCUGACCCAAAACAGGAGUGGCGGGCUAUCUUAUGCGUA